Coregonus sp. 'balchen' is the source of this 22196-nucleotide messenger RNA. NCBI's taxonomy places the organism in Eukaryota, Metazoa, Chordata, Actinopteri, Salmoniformes, Salmonidae. The record is from the annotation of a GenBank genome assembly.
AUGCUGGACAUCAGAAUGAAGGAGGCGUGUCGUAUCUGCGCAAGGGAGCUCUGCGGUAACCAACGGCGAUGGAUCUUCCACCCCGCCUCCAAACUCAACCUGCAGGUGCUCCUGUCCCACGCCCUGGGGCGAGAGCUGAUCCGCGACGGCCGCGGCGAGUUCGCCUGCUCCAAGUGUGCCUUCAUGCUGGACCGCAUGUAUAGGUUUGAUACGGUGAUUGCCCGGGUGGAGGCUCUGUCCAUUGAACGGCUGCAGAGGUUGCUCCAGGAGAAACACCGGCUACGGGGCCUCAUUGGUGGCCUCUACCGGAAGACCAACAGGGAGGAGGGAGGCAGUGGUGGAGGGGCCAUUACUGGGCCUGGGGAUACGGGAGGAGGGGGAGGAAGGGUACAGGGGGAUGGUAUGGUGGAUAUGUCCAGUCUGACCCAUGCUAAGUACUGUGCCCUGCUCCAGGAGGACUUGGUGUACUCUCUGUAUGAGUCCUGGGCUGAGGAGGGGUUAGAGUUCGGGGGUCACCAUCAUCAUCAUCAUGGGCAUGCCCCACAAUGCGCAGGGCCUGCGUCAGAGGUGACGGCUGUGGGGUCACAGCGCUGUGGGAUUGUCACGCGUUCACCCAGGAAAUGCAGAGGGUGCACGGCGUGGCGAGUGGCGGACUCAGACUACGAGGCUGUGUGUAAAGUACCCAGGAAGUUGGCACGGAGUAUUUCCUGCGACCCAUCGACGAGGUAUUCGGCUAGCGUGAUUGGAGGAGGACGUGUGAGUGGAGGAGAAAGAGGAAGAGGAGGGGAGAAAGAUCCAGAGGGGACCCCCUCCUCGCUCACGCUGAUCCCUGGGUCCAACCCUCCGUCCCGGGCUUCGGACAGCGACCGUACCCUGGCGGCCCGAGCCAGCUCCAGCCCCUCUAUAGACUCCCUGGACAUAGCAGGAGAAUCUAGCCAGCUGUCUGCAAUCCAAGACGGGGACGAGGGGCUAGAGUAUCCCCAGGACCCCCUGGAUGAUCGGUUCUCAGACUCCCUCUCCGAGGAGCACCACCUGGUGACUCCGCUGAGGUCGGCCUCCCGCCUCUCACUGGCCCUCUGCCUGGUCCAGAACUGUGUGUACCGGCCAGUCCAGAGCCCCAAGGGAAGCAGACUGCCUGUACUCAACAGACACAGCCCCAGAAGCGAAGGCUCCAAACUGAGCUUCCAUGAGCCGGCCUUGGGUUUUCCGAAUGGAGGUCCGAAUGGAGAGGGGGAGAUCCAUGGCCAUGUGCCCGACCUGGAGGCCCCUCUGAUCAGGCAGAAUGGAGGGAUGGAUGGGGGUCUGGACCUGGCUGAGAUGGAAGAGCUGUGGGAGGAUCUGUAUCAUGAGUGUCCUCCCCCACGUCCCCACCAGGUAUAACACUGCAGCUCUCAAGUCAGCUCUGGGCAUUGGUUCACCACUGGUCUGUAGUUUCUACUUUUCAGCUACUGGAGCAGUAGCUGAAAUCAAAUGAGUUUUUUUCUUUCGAUAGGAUGCUUUAUUUUACUACAAACCUUUUGUAGCAUAUUUAAUCAUCUACAGAUAUACAAAUCUCAGAAUAUGGAGACUAUUCCAGAAGGUUAGUUAGUUAUCUGUGAAUUCAGCACACAGUGCAGUGCUCCCAACCGUGAGAACAUUCCUUGAUCUCACCAUGCUCCUGGCUAAUUAGCUGGAUAAUCCAGCUGUCUAUCUACAUCACUUUAACCUCUCCUACCCCCUCUCCCUCUCCAGAGAGGAUGCACAGAGGAUGUGCGCUCCAAGCACAUGAAUCAAUGUGUGUGUGUGUGUGUGUGUGCGCGUGCAUGUGUGUCUUGAGAUCAUUGUAUGACUUGGGUGUCUAUGUGCCUAGAUGCACAUCAUACAAUCCUUCAGAUGUCUGUCUGUGUGUUGAAAGCAGUGAGGGAUUCUCAUGUAGAGCACUCAGGCCAGUCAGCCAUACUAAUGAAUGUGUGUGCUCAGAGAGUGGAGCUGUCAUGGUUGGCCUACCACAGAGGCACAUUAACAAACAUAGUAUGAUAUUGUCAUCUUCACAGUACAGAUGUACUUAAUUUGAGCCAGUUUGCUACAGCAGGAAAAGAAUCCUGCAGCAGCAGGAAAUUUGAAUUAUUAAGUGUAUUGUAAUUAAUGGAAAACAUUUUGUAGGGGUUGAUACAUUUUUAAUUAGGGAAAAUAGUCUGACAUUUUAAAGCGGAAAUUACAAGGGUUUUUAAAUCUCGAAUACACAACGAGUUUGCAUUUCCUGCUGUGCAUGACAUUUCUCAGUAACAAAAGAGUGAUCAAAUUAAGAUCCUACAUCUGUAGCUUCAGCCAUUUUGGCCUGCAAGUGCUUUUCAAUGAGCUCUCAUGAAGUAAGCCAAAAUUCUGUCAAAUAGUAUGCCAAAAUAGUAGAUAAUAAUCAGUGUUUAUUUGGUAGUUCAAAGCUGAGAAAGAAACUAGAACUUGGAAACCAUAUCAGAUAUCACAUAUGUAGAUACAUAUGUAGGACCAUCAUUUGAGCCAGUUUGCUAAAGCAGGAAAAUAAUCAUGCAGCAACAGGAAAUGUGAAUUAUUAUAUGUAUUAUAAUUUAUGGACAUUUUUGUAGAGAAGCCUUUUUAAACCUCAAAUACACUACAGUGGGGGGAAAAAAGUAUUUAGUCAGCCACCAAUUGUGCAAGUUCUCCCACUUAAAAAGAUGAGAGAGGCCUAUAAUUUUCAUCAUAGGUACGCGUCAACUAUGACAGACAAAUUGAAAAUAAGUAUUUGGUCACCUACAAACAAGCAAGAUUUCUGGCUCUCACAGACCUGUAACUUCUUCUUUAAGAGGCUCCUCUGUCCUCCACUCGUUGCCUGUAUUAAUGGCACCUGUUUGAACUUGUUAUCAGUAUAAAAGACACCUGUCCACAACCUCAAACAGUCACACUCCAAACUCCACUAUGGCCAAGACCAAAGAGCUGUCAAAGGACACCAGAAACAAAAUGGUAGACCUACACCAGGCUGGGAAGACUGAAUCUGCAAUAGGUAAGCAGCUUGGUUUGAAGAAAUCAACUGUGGGAGCAAUUAUUAGGAAAUGGAAGACAUACAAGACCACUGAUAAUCUCCCUCGAUCUGGGGCUCCACGCAAGAUCUCACCCCGUGGGGUCAAAAUGAUCACAAGAACGGUGAGCAAAAAUCCCAGAACCACACGGGGGGACCUAGUGAAUGACCUGCAGAGAGCUGGGAUCAAAGUAACAAAGCCUACCAUCAGUAACACACUACGCCGCCAGGGACUCAAAUCCUGCAGUGCCAGACGUGUCCCCCUGCUUAAGCCAGUACAUGUCCAGGCCCGUCUGAAGUUUGCUAGAGUGCAUUUGGAUGAUCCAGAAGAGGAUUGGGAGAAUGUCAUAUGGUCAGAUGAAACCAAAAUAGAACUUUUUGGUAAAAACUCAACUCGUCGUGUUUGGAGGACAAAGAAUGCUGAGUUGCAUCCAAAGAACACCAUACCUACUGUGAAGCAUGGGGGUGGAAACAUCAUGCUUUGGGGCUGUUUUUCUGCAAAGGGACCAGGACGACUGAUCCGUGUAAAGGAAAGAAUGAAUGGGGCCAUGUAUCGUGAGAUUUUGAGUGAAAACCUCCUUCCAUCAGCAAGGGCAUUGAAGAUGAAACGUGGCUGGGUCUUUCAGCAUGACAAUGAUCCCAAACACACCGCCCGGGCAACGAAGGAGUGGCUUCGUAAGAAGCAUUUCAAGGUCCUGGAGUGGCCUAGCCAGUCUCCAGAUCUCAACCCCAUAGAAAAUCUUUGGAGGGAGUUGAAAGUCCGUGUUGCCCAGCGACAGCCCCAAAACAUCACUGCUCUAGAGGAGAUCUGCAUGGAGGAAUGGGCCAAAAUACCAGCAACAGUGUGUGCAAACCUUGUGAAGACUUACAGAAAACGUUUGACCUGUGUCAUUGCCAACAAAGGGUAUAUAACAAAGUAUUGAGAAACUUUUGUUAUUGACCAAAUACUUAUUUUCCACCAUAAUUUGCAAAUAAAUUCAUUAAAAAUCCUACAAUGUGAUUUUCUGGAGAAAAAAAAUCUCAUUUUGUCUGUCAUAGUUGACGUGUACCUAUGAUGAAAAUUACAGGCCUCUCUCAUCUUUUUAUUUGGGAGAACUUGCACAAUUGGUGGCUGACUAAAUACUUUUUUUCCCCACUGUACAUGUUUUAAAUGUCUCGCAACAGGGUGAUCAAAUUAAGAUCAUACAUCUGUAGAACCUGAGGUGCUGUGUAUGAUCUAUCUACACUGAGUAUACCAAACAUUAGGAACACCUUCAUACACUUUUUGCCUUCAGAACAGCCUCAAUUCAACAGGGCAUGGACUCUACAGGGUUGUCGAAAGCAUUCCACAGGGAUGCUGGCCCAUGUUGACUCCAAUGUUUGCCACAGUUGGCUGGAUGUGCUUUGGGUGGUGGACCAUUCUUGAUACACACAGGAAACUAUUGAGCAUGAAAAACCCAGCAGCGUUGCAGUUCUUGACACUAACCGGUGCGCCUGGCACCUACUACCAUACCCCGUUCAAAGACACAUUUUUUGUCUUGCCCAUUCACCCUCUGAAAGGCACACACACACAAUCAUUGUCUCAAUUGUCUCAAGGCUUAAAAUUAUUCUUUAACCUGUCUCCUCCCCUUCAUCUACACUGAUUGAAGUGGAUUUAAUAAGUGACAUCAAUAAGGGAUCAUAGCUUUCACCUGGUCAGUGUAUGUCUUAAUGUUUUGUAUACUCAGUGUAUAUCCUCAAAUUAUUACUUGCAUAUAGCAGGUAUUUGCCUUGGGGCUGCUACAGAAAUCUGCUGACUGGUGAGAACUGUGUUGAUAAUCCAGGUACUCUUUCCAUUAUCAAGUUUCAUCCCGGAUUCUUAAAGCUGUAGCCCUGUACUUAAGCUCAAUGUAUUACUGCAAAAAAUGUAAUGUUACCUUGCAGUCUAACCAAGGUCCAUGAAAUGAAGACCAAACAGGGUAUACAGAAGAUAUGUAGUAUCCUCUGGAAUAAAAUGAAGGUUCAUUGGGUGCUUUGGUACAGUAGCCCUAUGCGCUCUGAAAUCACAAUCAUCUCGACUCUAGCUCCUCUGUGAGCCUCAGUAUAGACUACAGUCGGUGACAGAGAUUCAGGCUGUGUCUGUGUGUGUCUGAUUUAGGAGUAUUCCUUAAUCUGAAUGUGAUUUCAGGGCUCAGCCAGCCCCAGCCCUGUUCACUAAACUAGGUUAGCGCAUGGGGAGACGUGGAAUGGAGUGGCACCACUAUUGGCCUAUUUUCACAGCAGCAAUAAGCCUUGGAGGCAGCAAGCCCUGAUACUACCGCACAAUGUCAGACCAGGCAUCUGUCUCAAUGCUGGUUGGCUAGUGGAUGUCAUUAUAUUUUAGCAUGUACCAUAGGCAUAUAACUACUAGAAAUCAUAUAACUUUCUAAUUCAAAGUAAUUCUAUUUCUAUGGCAUGUGCAGUAUCUCUCACCGUGCUACUCAAAUGGCCUAGACUAUAGCUAUACAGUAUGUUUUUGGCUUGGGCCUGUAAGUAUCUAUAGUAUGUACUGUAGCUCUUUGGACCUCUACUGUAUAUAUACAGUAUAAGGAGAUUUUGUCAGCUCAUAAUAACAAUCCACAUACCACCACAUACAUCUAACCUAUGUUCCCAUUCUAACAGGGAUUUCACUUAUUCAUAUUACUUACGUGUGUGUUGUAGGAUUUACUCCCGUAGUAUAGUGUAAACCUAUAAAUAUAGGAUGUGAGUGCUUUGUGAGUGCUCACAUGUAAAUGCUUUAAGGGAGAUGCUGACACACUGGUUAUGUAAGUUACGUUAGGGGCACCACAGAGCACUUAACAUACACACAGGAACAUAGGGAGCUCUCAAGAGAAUAUCCUCAGGAUGGAUCUGCUUUUAACAACAUACAAAGAUGGGUGAACAGAACAUUUGGUUUCAAAAGUACAGUCACCAACAACCCAGCUCAGUGCGUUGUUACUUUUCCUUAUACAGAUCUGUCCCUGUGUCUCUCAGGUCUGGCUAGAGCAGUUGGAUAGGAAUACUGAUUCUUUCCCAUAGUAUUAAUUUGUGAGAGAAGCUAGAUUCGGUAAACGUGGACUGUAAUGUGUGUGUGUUAACCCCUGUCUUUCUGUGUGUAUUCCAGACUCUGAUCGAGGAGCAGCAGAGCCAGUUGAACCAGUAUGAGUGUGCAGCAGGUCAGUGUGUCAGUGAGCUGCAGAAGGCCCAGCUCCAGGUCCAGUCCCUGCAGACCAAGAUCCACGAGAGCGAAGCCAACAACGCGGUACGGCUACAGAGAGACAUUACCCAUCUAUACAUCAAACACACACACACAUGCACACACACACAAGCAUGUGCACAGAUGCACAUGCACACAGCCUCUUUCAUGUCCCUUAGUCUCUCUCUCUACUUACUCAUCCUCUCUCUCUCUCUCUCUCUCUUUCCCUCCCUCCCUCUCCAGAAGUUGCAGGAGAAGCUCAGUGAGAUGGAGUGUGAACUGCGUUCCAUCCGCCAGGGAGCUCAGAACCAGGAGCGCACCAUCCAAUGCCUGACUGAUUCUGUCAGUACCAAGGACAACGAGGUGUGUGUGGUCUACACUGAGGUUACAUUGCUGCCCCAGAACCAUUUGGGACGCAGCCAGGUGACUACAUUUGAGUACACACUCAGUAGUGAUUUGCAGAAUAUUCUCUAUGUCCUCCUCAGGCCGAGGAGCUGUACCAGCUAAUUGAGGGGCAGAACGCCACACUGUGUAAGCUGAGAGAGAUGGCCCACCGCAACCAGAUCACGCACACUCAGGUGAGACCUCACACACCCCAGACAGGUCCAGACAAGCACCCAGCAGCAUACUAGUUAAUAAAGAGCCAUAAUAACCCAACUGUUGAUAGAUAGAUAGAUAGAUAGAUAGAUAGAUAGACAGACAGACAGACAGACAGACAGACAGACAGACAGACAGACAGACAGACAGACAGACAGACAGACAGACAGACAGACAGACAGACAGACAGACAGACAGACAGACAGACAGACAGACAGACGACAGACAGACAGACAGACAGACAGACAGACAGACAGACAGACAGACAGACAGACAGACAGACAGACAGACAGACAGACAGACAGACAGACAGACAGACAGACAGACAGACAGACAGACAGACAGACAGACAGACAGACAGACAGACAGACAGACAGACAGACAGACAGACAGACAGACAGACAGACAGACAGACAGACAGACAGAUAGAUACUCCCUUUCUUGCCUCUUUCUCUAUCUCCAUGACCAGUCUAACCCCAGUGGUUUUUCAUUGUUUGGUCCGCUCUACCAGGCUCCAGAGGGGGGCAGUGAGGGUGCGGCUUUAGCCCAGCUUCAGGGUGAGUUGGUGGGGUUACAGAGCUCUCUGUUCACCCUGGGUCUGGAGCUGGAGGCCAGUCAGAGAGCCCAGAGACAGAGCCAGAGACAGGCUGAGGACCUGAGCAGAGCUAAAGACAGACUCCAGUCUGACCUAAAGGAGGCACUGCAGCACAGGGAGGUCACCGACAAACACAACCAGGUGUGUGUGUGUGUGCUGCGUGUGUGUGGAUGUGUUGGUGUGGGUGGGGUGUGUGUGUGUGUGUGUGCGUGAACAAUCUGGACUCCUGUAGCAAUGAUGUAGGUGGUGCGUGUAACCUGUCCUCUGUCCCACUGUAGGACUUGAGCAGUGUCCUGGCUCAGUCUCGCUUUGAGCUGCAGGCUAAAGAGGCUCAGCUUAAGGAGAGCAAGGCAGAGAAACACACGGAGGUUCAGGAGAGAGACAGGCACAUCACCCAGCUCAAACACUCCCUUCAGGACAAGGAGAGGCAGCUACAGGUAAGACACAUAAACACACACACACACAAGCACACAUGAACACACACACACACACACUAACCCUAUCCCUCACCCUUUGUAGGAGUACUCUGAACUCCUGGAGUCAGCAGACAGCUCCAAACCCAGAGAUGCUCUGCUGGACAGACUGAGAGAACGCAUCAGAGACAGGGACAGAGCAUUGGAGGUAAGAACACACACUUACUGGAUGGAUGGAUGGAUGGGUAGGUGGGUGGGUGGGUGGGCGAGUGGGUGCAUACUAAUAAUGAUUGAUGUUCUCUUUCUCUGUCCAGCGGUCUAUAGAUGAGAAGUUCAGUGGUCUGGAGGAGAGGGAGGAGCAGGUGAGGAAACUACAGCUGGCCCUUAGAGAGAAGGAACGAGACCUGGAGAGACUGCGCUGUAUACUGUCCAACAACGAGGAGACUAUCACGGUACACACACAAACACAAACGCACACACUAAAGGAAGAUACCUUGAGCAACCAUGAGGAUACACACUCUCUCACACACAGUACAUCUAUAUACAGUGCAUUCGGAAAGUAUUCAGACAGCUUGACUUUUUCCACAUUUUGUUACGUUACAGCCUUAUUCAAAAAUGGAUUAAAUAAAUAACAUUUCCUCAUCAAUCUACACACAAUACCCCAUCACGACAAGGCGAAAACAGUUUUUUUAGAAAUUUUAGCAAAUGUAUUAAAAUAAAAAACUGAAAUACCUUAUUUACGUAAGUAUUCAGACCCUUUGAUAUGAGACUCGAAAUUGAGCUCAGGUGCAUGCUGUUUCCAUUGAUCAUCCUUGAGAUGUUUCUACAACUUAAUUGGAGUCCACCUGUCUAUAUAAGAUCCCACAGUUGACAGUGCAUGUCAGUGCAAAAACCAAGCCAUGAGGUCGAAGGAAUUUGUCCGUAGAGCUCCGAGACAGGAUUGUGUUGAAGCAAAGAUCUGGGGUAGGGUACCAAAACAUUUCUGCAGUAUUGAAGGUCCCCAAGAACACAGUGGCCUCCAUCAUUCUUAAAUGGAAAAAGUUUGGAACCACCAAGACUCUUCCUAGAGCUGGCCGUCCGGCCAAACUGAGCAAUCGGGGGAGAAGGGCCUUUGUCAGGGAGGUGACCAAGAACCCGAUGGUCACUCUGUGGAGAUGGGAGAACCUUCCAGAAGGACAACCAUCUCUGCAGCACUCCACCAAUGAGGCCUUUAUGGUAGAGUGGCCAGAUGGAAGCCACUCCUCAGUAAAAAGGCACAUGACAGCCUGCUUGGAGUUUUCCAAAAGGCACCUAAAGACUCUCAGACCAUGAGAAACAAGCUUCUCUAGUCUGAUUAAACCAAGAUUGAACUCUUUGGCCUGAAUGCCAAGCGACACGUCUGGAGGAAACCUGGCACCAUCCCUACGGUGAAGCAUGGUGGUGGCAGCAUCAUGCUGUGGGGAUGUUUUUCAGUGGCAGGGGCUGGGAGACUAGUCAGGAUCGAGGGAAUAAUGAACGGAGCAAAGUACAUAGAGAUCCUUGAUGAAAACCUGCGCUCAGGACCUCAGACUGGGGCGAAGGUUCACCAUCCAACAGGACAACCCUAAGCACACAGCCCAGACAACGCAGGAGUGGCUUCGGGACAAGUCUCUGAAUGUCCUUGAGUGGCCCAGCCAGAGCCCGGACUUCAACCCGAUCGAACAUCUAUGGAGAGACCUGAAAAUAGCUGUGCAGCGACGCUCCCCAUCCAAGAGAAACUCCCCAAAUACAGGUGUGCCAAGCUUGUAGCGUCAUACCCAAGAAGACCCGAGGCUGUAAUCACUGCCAAAGGUGCUUCAACAAAGUACUGAGUAAAGGGUCUGAAUACUUAUGUAAAUGUAAUAUUUCAAUUUUUUUAAUUUGAUAACUUAGCAAAAAAAAUGUUUUGCUUUGUCAUUAAAAAAAGCUAUUUAAUCAAUUUUUGAAUAAGGCUGUAACGUAACAAAAUGUGGAAAAAGUCAAGGGGUCUGAAUACUUUCCGAAAGCACUGUACAUUGAUAUGUUUUUACUAUUUGGUGGUCCUCUGUAGCUCAGCUGGUAGAGCACGGCGCUUGUAACGCCAAGGUAGUGGGUUCGAUCCCCGGGACCACCCAUACACAAAAAAUGUAUGCACGCAUGACUGUAAGUCGCUUUGGAUAAAAGCGUCUGCUAAAUGGCAUAUUAUUAUUAUUCUAUUUGUGUGUGAUAGAAUCUGGAUGCGUUGGUGCGGAGUAAGGAGCUGGAUGUGGAGCAGGCAGCAGAAGCUCACAGGAACCUACAGUGGCUUCCAGCAGCAGGGCGAGGAGAGAGAGAAGAACACUCUGAGAGAGAGAGACACGCUCAUCAGCCAGCUACAGACUGCCCUGCAGACACGCAGCCAGGAGACACAGGUAAACACACACACAAACACACACACACGCAAAAACACACACAAAUGCGAACACAUACGCAAACACGCGCUUGCUAAACUAAAUCAACAGCUCAGAUAGGUCACACUAGGAAGGACUGGCUAUACCACCAGUUUGCAUUCUGUUUGGUCUUGUAACCAAAGGACACAAGUUUCUCCUCUAGUUUCUCUCCAUUGUUGAAGUUUUUCAUUGUUGGCUGAAAUUAAUGACUUGCAAUGCUUUAACAACCUCAAACUAGUCCAAUGACGAAAAACCUGCUCUUAUUUCUGACCCUUACAAAAACGACAGAUAUACUGACGUGUGUGUUUGUUUUUCUCCUAUGUGUGUGUAGGUCCUCACGGCAGCCCUCCUGGCUAAGGUCCAGGCAGGCCCUAGUGGGGUGGUGGAGGAGCUGAAGACUCGCCUCACGCUGAAGGAGAAACUGUUUCAGGAACUGCUGUCAGACCGCAGCCGCCAGAGCCACGAACACCAAGCACAGGUCCAGGAUCUGCUCAGCACCAUCAGCACUAAGGACCAGUACAUACAGGUACCAACACACACACACACCGCUGAUCUAGGACCUGUCUCUGAGAAUAUGAAUGAUGAGUUUAUGUCAGCUGUACAGUGUACUCAGCCCAACAUCACUAAGAAAAAUCCAAUAGUCUAUUAUAGAAAUGGAAAUAUAUACAAUAGAAUGGACAUAAGCAUAUAAAGUGACAGUCGAUUUCAGAUUCUCUCUUCUCUGCCUCUCUCUCUCUCCCCCUCCGUCUACCUCCCUCUCCCCCUCUCUCCCUCCCACCUCCUCUCUCAGGACUGCACUGAUAGGCUCUCUCAAGUUAUUGGCGAGCGGACAGGCCAGCUUCAGGAGCUGCGCAGGCAGCUGUCGUCACAGGAACGGGAGAUGGGCGAGCUGCGGAGGGAUAGAGAGAAGGAGAGAGUGGAAGAGGCAGAGCGACUGCAGAACCUGCUGAAGGAGAAAGAGGCUUUUAUCCAGGUGAAUUCUGGGACACUGGAUGACUACACAAACACACACACACACACACACACACACACACACACACACACACACACACACACACACAACACCACACACACACACACACACACACACACACACACUCUAACACUCCUACUCCUCCCCACCCAGAGUCUGAUGCAGGGCCAGGAGGAGAGCAUGGAGCCCUCCACACCAGAGGGGGCAGCAGAGGUACAGGUCAUUCAGGAGGAGCUGCAGCUGGUCAGUAAGAAGGAGAAGGAGGCUCAGCUGGAGCUUUCAGCCCUGCGUUCAGCUCUAGCUCAGGCCCAGGAGCAGGCCCAGAAGCAGGGGGAUAAAUUUAAGAUCCUGGCCCCAGGAGUAGUAGCAAGGGAGCCCUCCAACACUGACCACCAGGUAUCCCUCUCCGCCGAAAUGUUUUAUUGUCUACAACAUCCUACUGAGUGGAGUGUGUGUUUAUAAUGUUUCUCUCUCUCUCUCUCUCUCUCUCUCUCUCUCUCUCUCUCUCUCUCUCCUCUCCUCUCCUCUCUCUCUCUCUCUCUCUCUCUCUCCCUCCCUCUCCCUCUCUCUGUCUCUUCCUCCCCCUUUCCUUUUCCCAACCUCUCUGUCAGAGUGUGUUGGAGCAGUUGGUCAGUGAGUACCACAGGCUGAACGAUGCUCUGAGGGCAGAGAAGAGGCUGUACCAGAGUCUGAGCCACAUCCAGGCCAGAGGAAACAGGUAGGAGAUGGCCACAGAGGCCUUCACUGAGGCCAAGAAUACACACAUCUGGGUACCUACACAUACACACACCUGGGUGCCUACAAAUACACACAUUUGUGGACAGUGUAAGCUACAGUAGUAGGCUAGUAACAACUGUUAAAACCACAUAAUCAGUGUUUGAGGAUGUUUGUGUUUGUGUGUGGUGUCAUUGCCCCUCUCUCAGCAGCUCAGAGAAGACCCAGGCCCUGCACACAGAACUAGACUCUGUUCAGGCACUCCGAGGGCAGCUGGAGGAGGUCCUAGCCAGGACCCGGAAAACCGCCCUGGCACUGGAGAGGGCAGCUAAGAGGCAGUCUGACUUUGGAGGUGGGGACGGGCCGGGACCGGCCUCCAGGGCUACCGGGGGCUCUGUUACUAAUUCUGUAGGAUAUUCUGUCUAGCCACUGCACCAAUGAGUCAGACAAAUACACUGCAGGUAGAAGUUGCCCUUAGGUGCAGAUCUAGGAUCAGUUUACAUUAACCUAAAUCCUAACCUUAACCAUUAGGGGGAAACACUCAAUACUGACAUAAGAUCAGUGACUAUGGGCAACUUUGUUCCUCUUUGGAUGACACAGACACACCACACAAUAACUAAUGCCUGGGGUGGUUUUAGUUACUGUAUGAAGUCUCAAUGUGCAACUCAGAUGUUUUAUUAUUAUUUAUUAUUAUUAAUAUAUUCUAUGAGUGUGUUUUGAAUUGUUGUGUUUAUAUUGUUUUUGCCAACUGCCUGCGUAUUGCUUUGCAGUGUGACUGUUCUGUAAUGCCAUUUGUAUUGUACUGUGUCUCUCGGUGUCAAUGUUUCCAGCCAUACGGUGAUGUGAUGUGUUGUGUAGACAGUCCAGCUCAUGCCUUACAGUAAAUGUCUUCAAGUCAUCCAUCUUAUUAUUUAAUGCCAUCUUUGUGUAUGCAGGCCCAAGAUAUAUUAGCUGAAAUUAAAAGGAUGGCCAAGUAGUUAGAAUUCCUCCGCAGAUCUCCAUUCCAUGGGGUUUAAAGAUCCUAUAAUUUGCUCAUAGUUAUUCUUAGUCUCAAAGACGAUGCAUGGACCACUAGAUGAGUAGUCAAUAGUGUUUGCUUAACAAAGUAAGAAUCCUUAUUGAAGUUAUUUGUUUUUGCUGAACUAAAACCUUUGCGGUUAUCCCUCUUCGAUAACCCACAACCCAAGUAUCUUAGAUAGCAGGCCUAUUUGUUACAUUUAUUGAUAGACUUUGUAACGAUCACAUACAAUGUGAUAAAAAUAUGAUAAUAAGAUGAUACCUAGUAUCAUUCAAGAUUCGAUUGGUCCAGAUUGAUUAGGUUUUAAGGAUUUUGGGAUUAGUGAAGGAAUUUUCCAUUAAGAUUUGGUGAUGAAACCAAAAAGAAAUUGUACUUUGAAAUGGAAAGUAAAUAAAAGAUUUCCUGUUUUUUGUUGAAAGGAUUUUUUCUUUUUAAUUGGGGACUGGAUUCCCUCUCCCUUUUUGCCCCCUUAUGAAAUACAACAAACCCUCCCCUCUCCCCCAACUAGUAGAGAACAGAUAAUGGGUGUUCUGUCUAUCCCUGAGGUGAAAGAAAGAGUAAGUGGUAAUCAUGUACUUUUCUCAUCGCUGUCUGAAGAGUCACCUCUGUCUCUACACUCUGUCGCCAUAGUCUCUCAGUGUUCAAAACACACACUCUUAACCAUUACCGUCCACAAACACUUGCAUACACACACACACAUACUCUCACCCGCUCACACAUAUUCUAAGAAUAUCCUUAUAAGACACAUUUUCUGUCACAGAAGAAAGAGAUCUCUCAUGUUUGAGGGAGUUACACUACCAUUUCUCUGUCAUUAACCUAUGACUUCUCUGCCACAUGCAUGGCAUCCCAGCAUGUUGUUUGCAUGGCUAGUUUGCUGUGAUGUGUAUUGACAACUUUGACACAGAUAAGUCACUUACUAUUGAGUAGAAGAAUAUAUUAUACUAUACUGAUUAUGUUAUGUGCCUCACACUAGUUAUGAUUUCCAAUCAUUAUAUCUAACAGGAUAGAUUAUAUAAGGCAUAUACAAAUAGUGAAUUUUGCACAUCACAUGACGUCUGCACGGCCUGGAUCUGUGUGCUUCCUGUGUGUCUCACCAUCACCACCAGAGGCUCUGGUAAGGACACAGGGAGAUGUCCGCCAAUGAAAAUAACUAGUUCAUAUGGUCUAUAUGUCAUUAUUUAACUGUAAUAUCAUGUAAUUAUAUAGCAUUCAACUAUAAUUACAUGAAUAUACAAUUUCAUUAUGCGCUUAGAUAGAUGCUUCUAUUGUACAUACAGGUAACUGCCAAAAUAAAGGAAACACGAGUAAAUGAGGGAUACGAAGUAUAUUGAAAGCAGGUGCUUCCACACAGGUGUGGUUCCUGAGUUAAUUAAGCAAUUAACAUCCCAUGUUUAGGGUUGUUUAUAAAAAUGCCCAGUUGCCCAUUAUUUUGGCUACCAUAGCUAGAAGAGAUCUCAGUGACUUUGAAAGAGGGGUCUCAAAUGAGCAUAGGGAGUUUAAAGGUGGGUGUGGGUGUGUGUCUCAGUUACCAGAUCUCAACCCAAUUGAACGCGUAUGGGAGAUUCUGGCGCGGCACCUGAGAUAGCGUUUUCCACCAGCAUGAACAAAGCACCAAAUGAUGGAAUCUCUCGAGGAAGAAUGGUGUUGCAUCCUUCCAAUAGAGUUCCAGACACUUGUAGAAUCUAUGCCAAGGCGCAUUAAAGCUGUUCUGGUGGCUCGUGGUGGCCCAACACCCUAAUUAGACACUAUGUUGGUGUUUUCAUUCUUUUGGCAGUUACCUGUAUGAACUCCCUUCAGACAAAUUGCUCUGUCAUAGUGUAGGACACACCAGCUCUGUCUAAAAUGGCCACGGUCUGCUGUUCUGUAGGCUGAAUAAACAGAGCCUUGCAGUGAGGGAGUUUGUCUUAUACUUGAUCUGGUCUUCCUUGUCCCUCAGCCAACUUUCCCCUUGUCCCCCUGUCCCCCUCAUAGCUUUUGACCCACCCCAUCCUAAUACACAAUGCCAAGGGUUAUAAGUGAGUUAUAGGCAGUUCUAAAAAAUCGAACCAAGAAUAUUCUCUCCCAUAAGACUCUUCCAUAGAUCAUGAACAGAAGAUUUCAUUAUCCUCCUUCUAAUCGGUGGCAGAUGUGCGUUUCUAUGCAAAGAAUGCACACAGUAGGGUCGUUCCACGAAAUGAGUGCCAGAAUUCAGCAUUUUGACAUGUCUCUCUGUCAACCCAGUGUCACCUCUAGGAAGAUUUUAACCCACUUAACCCCCAAAUUCUCAAAGUUUCACCAUCAUUGUAAACCCCUAGUUAUUUUUUUGCUUUGACUAAGUCAUUUCUGGAAUAUUAUUUAUUUCAUGUGAUUAAUGAUUCAUUUACAGUGGCUUGCGAAAGUAUUCACCCCCCUUGUCAUUUUUCCUAUUUUGUUGCCUUACAACCUGGAAUUAAAAUUGAUUUUUGGGGGGGUGAAUUUGUAUCAUUUGAUUUACACAACAUGCCUACCACUUUGAAGAUGCAAAAUAUGUUUUAUUGUGAAACAAACAAGAAAUAAGACAAAAAAACGGAAAACUUGAGCGUCCAUAACUAUUCAUUGUCCUGCUGGAAGGUGAACCUCCGUCCCAGUCUCAAAUCUCUGGAAGACUGAAACAGGUUUCCCCUCAAGAAUUUCCCUGUAUUUAGUGCCAUCCAUCAUUCCUUAAAUUCUGACCAGUUUCCCAGUCCCUGCCGAUGAAAAACAUCCCCACAGCAUGAUGCUGCCACCACCAUGCUGCACUGUGGGGAUGGUGUUCUCGGGUUGAUGAGAGGUGUUGGGUUUGCGCCAGACAUAGCGUUUUCCUUGAUGGCCAAAAAGCUAAAUUUUAGUCUCAUCUGACCAGAGUACCUUCUUCCAUAUGCUUGGGGAGUCUCCCACAUGCCUUUUGGCGAACACCAAACGUGUUUGCUUAUUUUUUUCUUUAAGCAAUGGCUUUUUUCUGGCCACUCUUCCGUAAAGCCCAGCUCUGUGGAGUGUACGGCUUAAAGUGGUCCUAUGGACAGAUACUCCAAUCUCUGCUGUGGAGCUUUGCAGCUCCUUCAGGGUUAUCUUUGGUGUCUUUGUUGCCUCUCUGAUUAAUGCCCUCCUUGCCUGGUCCAUGAGUUUUGGUGGGCGGCCCUCUCUUGGCAGGUUUGUUGUGGUGCCAUAUUCUUUCCAUUUUUUAAUAAUGGAUUCAAUGGUGCUCCGUGGGAUGUUCAAGGUUUCGGAUAUUUUUUUUAUAACCCAAACCUGAUCUGUACUUCUCCACAACUUUGUCCCUGACCUGUUUGGAGAGCUCCUUGGUCUUCAAGGUACCGCUUGCUUGGUGGUGCCCCUUGCUUAGUGGUGUUGCAGACUCUGGGGCCUUUCAGAACAGGUGUAUAUAUAAUGAAAUCAUGAGACACUUAGAUUGCACACAGAUGGACUUUAUUUAACUAAUUAUGUGACUUCUGAAGGUAGUUGGUUGCACCAGAUCUUAUUUAGGGACUUCGUAGCAAAGGGGUUGAAUACUUAUGCACGCACCACUUUUCCGUUAUUUAUCUUUUAGAAUUUUUUUAAACAAGUUUUUAAUUUUUUUUUACUUCACCAAUUUGGACUAUUUUUUGUAUGUCCAUUACAUGAAAUCCAAAUAAAAAUCCAUUUAAAUUACAGGUUGUAAUGCAACAAAAUAGGAAAAACGCCAAGGGGGAUGAAUACUUUUGCAAGGCACUGUACGUCUGUCCCUCAUUUAAAGUCAUAUAAUUGAAUUGUCAUUUUAAUAUGGUUAAACUAUUCUUUUUUAAAUACUGAAAAAAAAGAAGCAUUGAACAUCUAAUUGUCAAAUCAUAGCGUAAAAGUAGUUCUACUCUUUUUGGCCAUUUUCUGGUGUUUUUCGGUGCAAAACUGAGCGAGCUUGCAACACACAACAAGCUUCCAUUCCCUCUGUCACAAUGGGAUGUAUGACUGAUUUAAGAAGAAAUCAUCAACCCUGUUACAGUCAACCCUGUUACUUUAUUUGGCACUUAAUAGGCACUUACUAUAGUAUUUUUUUUAUUUAACCUCUUGAGAUGGAAAAAAUAUAUAUAUGAAGUUGAACAUGCACUCUUUAUGACAGAAUGUUAAAAAUAGAUAUUUGUGGUUGUUAUUACUUCAUGCCUCAUAGCGCCACAGAGAGGGAGAGUGUGUGUAUGUGCGUUUUGUGUGUGUGUGUGUGUGAGUCCAUAUCCCCAGCACAGAGUGAACACACACACACACACACUACAGGGUUGGGCAGAAGACAGAGGGGCUGUCCUGUCCGCGGCUGGGCCAGGCUCAAUGUGUGUGUUUGGUGUGUGUUUGGCUGUCUACUCCUGACAUAACAUUUGAUUCAGACCAGGGAAAGAGAGAAGGGGAGAGAGAGAGGUAGAGAAAGAGGGAGGAAGAAAAAUAGUUUGAGGGAGAGAGUGGUAGAGUGUUGGUAGGGGAGAGGUUGAGAGACAAAGUGAGGCAUGGGAGAAAAGAAGGACAAGGAAGUGUCUGAUCUGAUCGGUUGGCUGUUGUGUUUUCAGAGCUCAGCACGGAGGAAGAGGAGGAGGGAGAUGAUGAAGAGGGCAGCACUGAUGAGUUCUCAGACAGUAUCGAAGACGAUGAGGAGAAACUGACUGCCAAAAGCCUGGCCUCCACUAAGGUACAUGUGACUUUUUACCUUUAAAUCUUAAAUUGUACACUAGCCUUGUGCCUCUCAUCGUAGUCUCUCUAGACAGACUGGUUGCCUCCCACAAGGUACCAAUGUUCCAGUACCAAUGUUCCAGUGUUGUUGCCUUAGGUAUGGUAUUUCCAACACUUCUCUCAUCCCCUUGUACUUUAGAGCUUAAUGUUGACAAUCUUCCAACCUGGGUGCCAGACUGUUUCUGUAUUCAACAACGCUGCAUUGUUCCCUUGCCAAAUAAGACAAUAACAAAGCAGUUAGCUUAAGCAGACGCAGACCAGUACCCAGACUAACAAGUCCUUUUUCAUGUUAUGAAACUGUAAUUCUGUUAACCCUCUCUUUAACUCUCUUUUCUCUCUUUCUUAACCAGAAUGCUGGAAUGGCCUGUGAGCAGGGGGUGCUGUCUGGAGGACCUGUGAGUGGAGCACUGUCCCAGGGGGCCGAGGGGCAGGUGAAGCAGCUGGACUGAACAGAAGAGGGCACUAGAAGAAGAACUGGAGGAGAUGAGAACACAGCUGGAGACCACCGGCUGCUCCUCCCUAGCCCAGAUGAGGUAUGUACCUACACAGUACCCACUCACCUACUUACCUCAGUAUCUACUAGUAGCACACAUUAAAUGGUCUAUACUGUAGCCCUAGCCCAGAUCAUGUACAACAUCUACCUACUAGAAGCACUGUCAAAGGCUCACAGUCUGAAUGUCAUUGCAGUAGUUGUUGUAGUGAAUUAAUUCAUGAAUUACAUUUGAUUUUUGGCGGCCCAUCCCAUCCCAGUUGGUUGGCCCAUCCCUUACGGGAUUAAUUGACACACAAACAAACAUUACAUGAUACAACAUUACAAUGAUUCACAGUGAUAAUUCGUCCGGUGUUCUGUACAGUGCUCUCCGCAUAUAAAGAAUGAAAAAUAUCAAUACAUAAUAGUGGAUAAGGUUAUCCAAGCAAUUACAAUAACCCUUAAGCAGUGUAGUUGUUGUUAUUAAUACUGAAUCCAAUGGUUUACUUUCCAUCUCUUGCAGGAGUACACUGCUGCGGCUGCAACAAGAGAAUGAGGCCCUGAAAGAGAACCAAGGGGGAGUAGAGGGUCUAGGAGAGCUGGAAGAUCCAACAGACAUGUGCCAAGGAUGGCAACAGGAAGAGGAGGAGGAGAUGGAGGAAGAGGAAGAGGUACUACCAGCAGUGGUACCCACCCAGGGCAAGCGAGGCCCCCCAGCAUUACGGCUGAGAGAGGGAAGGGGAAAGAGACAGUGUACCAGACCUCACUCCUUAGACCUGGGAACUCUUCUGUCCCACCGUCAGCCAGACCACACAGAGAAGGUAAAGAUACACUCCUCUACCCUAAACCAGUGUUUGCCGGAAUAGUGUUAACAUCUCACUCUCUUUAUCGUUCUACAUUUUCAUCUUACUCUCUGUCUCUCUCUAUCUCGUUCUCUCUCCCUCUCUUCCCUUACAUUCUCUCUCUCUCUCUCUCUCUCUCUCUCUCUCUCUCUCUCCCUCCCUCCCUCCCUCUAUCGAUCUUUCCCUAUCUCUGUCCCCUGCACCUUAUCUAUCCUCCCUUUCUCUCCCUCUCUCUCUGUGUCUACUUCCCUCCCCCUCUCUCCUCAUAUCUCUGUGUUGGUGUAGCUAUAGCAGUCUAUGUAGGGAUGUUUUCUUAACCUUGGGAUAGUUUAUAUAAGCAGCACGACUGACUCUGGGCAGGCAGCCGCUGCUCCUGGGUUUCAGGCAAGAGGAAAGGAGUGUUCUGUGUUUCUGCAUGUGCUUCCGGAAAUACGACACAAGGACAUAUUAAAACUUCUUAUAUCUGCUAUACAUAAUAAAAAGGUUUCUGACCUCUGUUUGCUGCUUCCAUUAUCUUUAUUUUAGCUACUGAUAUAACAACAUUUCAACCAUUAUGGUUUAAGCUCAACCAUUAUGGUUUACGCUAGUUAGGUUACUCUUGUAAAAGUGAAUCAGCAGGCAUUGUUCUUUUUUUGUAUCUCAUGCUGAGUUCAUAACUAAGUGGGAAGGUGUAAAUUACCAGUUGUGAAGUCGUAAAUACCAGUUGGAUGCAUUAAAAUGCUUUGAACUUGUUUAGAAACGCUGAUUGGCUAAUGGACAACAAGCCGUGUCAACCAUAAACUAAAAGUACAGCUAUCAUGCUUGUAAUUAAAUGUUCAAAAAUCAGAUUAAUAUAUUGCUUUUUAUAAAUAAUGUUUGGUUGUUACAUUUAACUGCCUGUUAUGAAGAUAUUUCUUUAGUAGGUGACGUCAGAGGUCAGCAUGUGGGAGAAGUCGGAGCUCAGGGAUUAUAGACGAGUUUCCCACCAGUUGGAGGGGCAUUCAAGUGGAUUUGGCCUUGUCUUGAUUCCUAUAGGAGGCGGAGUCUGAUGAUGUCACUGGUGAUGUGGGCGGGUUCUGGCAGCAUGUGGAGGUGGGUCUCCGUGAGCAGGUGGUACGUCUGCGUUCUGAUUUAGCGCUGAACAGACAGGAGAGCCGAGAGCUGCAGGAGAGACUCAUGGUGUCUGAGGCCACGGUCCACGCACAGGCUGAACAACUCAAGGACUACAGGGAACUACUGAGUGAGUCAUCAUACAUAUGCCGAAAACAUACACGCAUACCACAGGAAGCUGCUACGGAGAAGACGGCUCAUAAUAAUAGCUGGAAAGAACACAUUUAAAUACAGUGUAGCUGAUUAACUUAAUUGAAUCACUCUAUGUAAUUUACUCAAUGGUUUGAGUAAUGGUUCUCACGCACUCUCUCUCAGCGGAGACAUCAGUUGAGCAGGACAGUAAGCAGGUCCAGGUGGACCUACAGGACCUGGGCUACGAGACGUGUGGUCGUAGUGAGAAUGAGGCAGAGAGAGAGGACGUCAGCAGCCCAGGUAACUUAGCUGUGUCUUUCCUUUUUUUGUCCAGUCCAGUCUCGCCUGUCUUUUCUCUCACCCCUGUCUUAUUUUGUGCUUCUCUCACCUUUCACCUCACUUACAAUGUCACCUCUCACUGCUUUUAUCUCACUUUGUCACUUGAGACAUCUCAAACUCACCAUAUAGUACCUACUUUACUUCUCACACACACCUCACCUGUCACUACCUUACCUGUGUCGGGUGUGAUGAUCUAUACAACUUGUUAGCCUCUUUCUGUAUCGCUCCUCCCUCAGAGUUUGAUGAUCUGGAGAUGUGUACGUUACUGAGCCACCAGCAGGACUAUGAGCAUGCUGGGGUUUGGUUCCAUGGUGAUGUGGGUGUGGGUGGAGCUUAUGAAGAAGGGGCGGAGUCGGGGACAGGCUCUCUACAGCAAUUGGUCCAGGACCUGCGUUCUCAGCUGACCCGCUGUCACAAGGUGAUUCGUGAGUUGCAGCUACGUGUGCGUUCACUAUCCACCACCAGCGACUACACAUCCAGUCUGGAACGCACCCCGCGCAAGGUACGUCAUGUACAUACAAGAUCUGAUUGAUUGAUUGAUUAUUGAUUGAUCAGUUGAUUGAUUGCUUCUGUGUCUUGUUCGCUUGUUGGUUUAUGGGCUGAUAUGAAAUUUUCCAUGACAAUUCAGUAUUUUCUCUCCUCUCUCCUCUCUCCUCUCUCCUCUCCAUCAGGUGAACUGGGCAUUCGAGGCCUCCCCAGCCCCCAGCGGUGUGGAAGAGGAUGAGGGCUGGAUGUCCGACAGCCUGGGGCCUCGCAUGGAACCCAAGCCCAGCCGGGAGCUGCGAGAGCUGGUGUCCCGAGUGGCCUCACUGGAGGCCCAACUCAAGAGCUCCAGGCUGGAGGGGAAAGGAGGGGUGGUGGAGGAGGGGAAGUGUGCUACCUGGCCCGGGUGAGUGGAAAAAUAGAGAGAGGAAAUUAAGGAAGGAAAUAAUGAUGAUAUUGACUAUGAUGAUGACUAUGAUAACAAUGAAAAUGGUGAUGAUGACGAUGGGUGCUCUGGGUCUUUUAUGUCUUGACCCCUCCCUUUCCUCCCUCUCUGCACAGGAAGUACAACACUCUGAUUCAGGCACAGGCCAGGGAGUUGUCCCACCUGCGUCAGAAGAUGAGGGAGGGCCGCGGAGUGUGUCACAUCCUCACACAGCACCUGGGAGACACCACCAAGGUAUGACACUCUGACGACCUCUCCACAGAUUAGGACAUUAUGUACCACUUCGACAGUGAUUGAAUCAAAUAAAUGUAAUUGAAAUAAAAAAUGGUUUUAUUGAACUAUUAACUGAAUGUAAUUGAUUCGAUAGACGUUUGAGGAGCUGCUGCGUGCCAACGACAUUGACUACUACAUGGGCCAGAGCUUCAGAGAGCAGUUGGCACAGAGCACUGCCCUGGCACAACGAGUGGGCACCAAGAUCAGUGGGCGUGAGUGUGGACACACACACACACAAACAUAUGCAGACACACACAUACACACGGGCACACACACAGACACAGACAAACACACACAUUCCCUGAUCUCCUGUCCUUCUGUCCUCCCUUUCCUCUCCACUAUUCCUUCUCUCUCCUCAGGUGACCGUGCUGAGCUCCAUGAUGAUAAGAUGGGCCAUGAGCUGCUUGCUUUACGGUGGGUUUUAUGUCCUAAUGAUGUGUCUCCAUUUGAAAGGGGUAUUCCAUUCACCUACAGUGUACUCUCUCCCGUUAUGCAGCUGGCAGGGGAAGAGAUCAACAGUCCGAGCCUCUGCCAGACACGG